Messenger RNA from Hemiscyllium ocellatum (epaulette shark), 1137 nucleotides. RefSeq names its product ST8 alpha-N-acetyl-neuraminide alpha-2,8-sialyltransferase 5 (gene st8sia5). The transcript has 8 exons. The coding region runs from base 1 to 1137 and encodes 378 amino acids. Gene Ontology annotation, biological process: N-glycan processing; oligosaccharide metabolic process. The record is from RefSeq and is a predicted model, not a curated record. Gene Ontology annotation, molecular function: alpha-N-acetylneuraminate alpha-2,8-sialyltransferase activity. Lineage: Eukaryota; Metazoa; Chordata; Chondrichthyes; Orectolobiformes; Hemiscylliidae.
AUGGUACGAAAAAAAGAUAUGUAUUCAGAUCCCUCUGGAAGAGAUCUGUUGGGAAACAGAACCCUGUUUUUCAUAUUUAUUUGUUCUUUUGCAAUAGUCACUUUGCUGCAGCAGAUUUUGUAUGGCAAGAACUAUAUUAAAAGGUACUUUGAGUUGCGUGAAGCUUCAUUUGAAUACAACUCCUCAACAUGCUGGAAGCUAAGGAAUGAGAUCAUGGAGGUGAAGAUACUUUCCAUGGUGAAACAGUCUGAACUGUUUGACAGAUGGAAGACCCUACAGCUGUGUAAAUGGGAAUUGAAUGAGACUGCAGCCAAUAUUUUCAAAUCUCAUUUGACUCGAUGCUGCAAUGCACCAGUGUAUCUAUUUACGACACAGAAGAACACCCCCAAGGGCAUUAAACUGAAGUAUGAAGUAGACAGCAGUGGCUUCAUCUUCAUCGAUGCUGAAGUCUUCCAGUUGUUUCCGAAGGAAAUGCCUUAUUCACGCUCCCAGUUUAAGAAAUGUGCAGUGAUUGGGAAUGGAGGAAUCCUGAAGAACAGUAGGUGUGGGAAUGAGAUUGACUCUGCAGACUUUGUGUUCAGAUGUAAUUUGCCACCAAUUUCUGAAAAGUAUACCACAGAUGUUGGAGUGAAGACUGAUAUUGUGACCAUAAAUCCGAGUAUUGUAACUGAGAGAUUCCAAAAAUUAGAGAAGUGGAGACGACCAUUUUAUGAAGUCCUACAAGCCUAUGAAAAUGCAUCAGUGGUUAUGCCAGCUUUCUACAACACCCGCAACACAGAUGUUUCAUUCAGGGUCAAGUAUGUCCUGGAUGAUUUUGAAUCUCAACAAUCCAUGUUCUAUUUCCAUCCACGAUAUAUUGAGAAUGUCUCCCGUUUUUGGAUGAGACAGGGGCUGAGAGCCAAACGACUGAGCAGUGGCUUAAUGUUGGUGACAGCUGCCAUGGAGCUGUGUGAAGAGGUCCAUCUCUAUGGGUUUUGGUCAUUUUCAAUGGACCCCUCGGGUUUCUACAUCACCCACCAUUACUAUGACAAUGUCAAACCUCGGCCUGGCUUCCACAAGAUGACUACUGAGAUCUUUAACUUUCUGCACAUGCACAGUAAGGGGAUUCUCCAAGUCCAUACUGGGACUUGUAGCUGA